Coffea arabica (coffee) is the source of this 3601-nucleotide messenger RNA. Its product is annotated as rust resistance kinase Lr10. Gene Ontology annotation, biological process: protein phosphorylation. Lineage: Eukaryota; Viridiplantae; Streptophyta; Magnoliopsida; Gentianales; Rubiaceae. Gene Ontology annotation, molecular function: protein kinase activity; ATP binding; polysaccharide binding. The record is from RefSeq and is a predicted model, not a curated record.
UUACAGCUAAUUGAGGAAGAAAUGAAACAGAGAGAAUUCUGUGACACUUGGAUUUACUUUAAUCUCGAUCCAUACUCAUUUCACUUGAAUCCAUACGAUCUAGAGAUAGCAGUGGGAGAUCAGCUAUAUGUCUUCCGCAUCAAUUCCAUCAUCCUCGAGUGCUGGCGUUUCGUCCGGAUUUUGAAAUGGCUUAGGAGGCAUUUCUAUGAGUUCACCAUCGCCUUCAAGCAUUUCAAUGACUGUGUUCAUGGAAGGGCGAUGGGUUGGCUUCAUCUGCAUGCACCACAAUGCUACCAGGAUCAUCUUCUUCACUAUAUUUCUUUCAUCUUCUGAGGCAUCUCCCAUCUCAAUAUUGUUUCCUUCGCUCAGCUGAUCAUAAACCCAUGAAGGGAAGUAUAUCUGGCUCCUCUGGUCCCCUAUUCUCUGUCGGAUACAAUUUUGCGAGUCCAAAGUCAGAAAGUUUAGGAGCAAAAUGCUCAUCUAGAAGAAUGUUGUGAGGCUUGAUAUCAAAAUGCAAAAUUUGCAUCUCACAGCUGCUGUGUAAAUAAUCAAUCCCCUCAGCAAUCCCAAGAGCAAUGUCGAACAGCUUUUCACAACUCAAGGAUGUUGUCUCUGUUUCUUUUCGGAAUAUAUAUUUCUCAAGAUAUCCAUUAGGCACGAUUUCAUUUAUCAACUUCGCUGAUAAAUUCCUGCCCAUUGGCCUUGGAUUUGCCCAGCAUUUUUGCCACUGCUAGUGGGCAACUCCGAAGCUUUCCUUUAGAAACGGUCCCAUAGCCUUCUUCCCCCAAUUUGUGGUUGAAGUUCUUGGUCAUCUUUCUUAUGUCUGAGUAUGCAUAUCUAACUGGCAUGAGAUUGUACGGACUGUUUAUUUGUUCAUGAAUAUACAAAUAAAGUAGAAGAUUUUCUCCGGUCAAAGAUCAUACCAAGCUCAAAUAAUCAAUCACUCCACCUGCCAAACGUCCCUUUCCUGGUUGAAAAAAGAAAUGGUACUCAUUUUUUUCUUACACUUAUCUUAGAUUUUCUUCUAAGAUAAUCAACCAUUAUUUUCUUCUAAACGAUCCACAAUUAAGAUUAUAUCAAGCUUUAACCACAGAUUAAGCUAAUAUCACUACACUGCUUACACUUACACUUUAAAAUACCAAGACUCAUGGUACUUUUAUAUAGAGUAUAGACAGAUUAUCUUGAACCGUUGCUUGCACCAAACUCCCUUGAAAUUUAGUGAACUAGGCUAGUAGCUAAGAAGUCUGCAAUAUUUACAAUCAAAAUCCCUGUUCUGACCUCUUAAUUUUUUUUUAUUUUCUUUUAUUUCGCGACAAUCGAUUUAGUUUGAAGAAAUCCAAGUUAAUAAAAGGAGAAACAAGACGUUGUGCGCGACCCAAUUCAAAAGGAUACUUUCCACAAUCUGCCUUGAAGAGGGAGGUGCAGGAGUUUAUCUUUCUUCCUCGGAAAAUGGUGAUCCUCAAUGUGGUCAGGCUAAUCUUCUUAGCCACUUUAACUGCUCUAGGGUCCUGCAAAAUACAUGAUAAUUGCACAGUGAGAAGGUGCAGCGAUCAGGGUCCGGCUAUCAGAUUCCCCUUCCGAUUGAAAGACCGUCAACCACAGCACUGUGGCUUCCCUGGAUUUGAGCUUUCUUGCACCCAGAGUCAGGAGACUGUGCUGGAGAACCCAUUUCGAGUUAAAGCAUCCCUCAACCAGACCAAGCCUCCUUUCUCAGUGAAGUUUGUCAUCAAUAAAAUUGAUUACGAGUCUCGAUUGCUGUAUGUAGCCAAAUUGGAUGGCUGCCUUCCUGGGCUGCUUCCCAAACUAGAUUUAUCUGCAUCUCUCUUUCAAAUACCAGAUUUCAACGACUAUGACUUUUCUUUUUUUAAAUGUUCUUCCAAAAAAUGGUACAUGAUACCUAUCCCCUGCCUCAGCAAUUCGAGUUACCAAGUUUAUGCAACUCAGUCUACUGAUUCCAUCCUAUUUGCGUCCCUAGUUUCUUGCACGAAGAUGUUUGAGAUUCCUUCAGUUUCCUAUGCCCUCAUUGAGCCUCAAAUCCCUCUAGUUUUAAGCUGGUCCGCACCAAAUUGUGGAUACUGUGAGGCAGAAGACAAGUUCUGCAGAUUGAGGAAGAGCAGCAGUUCAGCAGGUAUUCAAUGCUUGGAAAAUGGUACAGGUCCGCUGAAGAAAAUAAAGGUUACAGGCAUGGUACUAGGUCCUGCUCUCAUUGUCUUAAUUGGAAUUGCCUCCUAUCGAAUAUUUCGCUCCAAAAAACUCAAAAAAGAAGAUCAACUUAAGAUCGGACAAUUUCUGGAGGAUUACAAGGCUCUCAAGCCAUCGAGAUACUCCUAUUCUGAUAUCAAGAAAAUAACUGGAAAUUUCAGUGAAAAACUAGGCGAAGGAGGUUACGGAACAGUGUACAAGGGCAAGCUUUCCAACGAAGUUUUUGUAGCUGUUAAGGUCCUCAACAACAGCAAGGGAGGUGGGGAAGAUUUCAUCAAUGAAGUGGGCACCAUUGGUCAAAUUCACCACGUUAACAUUGUUCGAUUGGUUGGAUAUUGUGCUGAUGGAUACAGAGGAGUUCUUGUCUAUGAAUUCUUGCCCAAUCACUCCCUUGAGAAGUUCACAUCUUCAGAGAACGAGAGAAAUUUGCUCGGAUUGGAGAAGUUGCACAACAUUGCUUUGGGCAUAGCGAAAGGGAUCGAGUACCUUCACCAAGGGUGCGAGCAGCGGAUCCUCCACUUUGACAUUAAACCUCAUAACAUCUUGCUAGACCAGAAUUUCAAUCCAAAAAUCUCUGAUUUUGGUCAAGCAAAGUUGUGCUCCAAAGAGCAAAGUGCUGUGAGUAUGACUGCUGCAAGGGGAACAAUGGGAUACAUUGCACCAGAAGUCUUCUCCAGGAACUUUGGAAAGGUGUCACAUAAGUCCGAUGUUUAUAGCUUCGGGAUGUUGUUGAUCGAAAUGGUUGGCGGUAGGAAAAACAUUAAGAUUGGAGGUCAAGAUAAUAGUGCUGAAGCUUAUUUUCCAGAGUGGAUUUACAACAAAUUGGAUCAAGGAGAAGAAAUAACAAUCCAAAUUGACAACGAGGAUGAUAAGAUUACAGCAAAGAAACUAAUGAUUAUAGGGCUGUGGUGCAUUCAGUGGUAUCCUGUUGAUCGGCCCUCCAUGAAAGCUGUGAUUCAAAUGCUUGAAGCAGAAGAGCCCCCUUCCAUGCCAAGAAAUCCUUUUGGAUCCACAAACACGAUAAAUGAGAGAGCCACAUUGGGUGGAGGCACUUUUGUCAAUGAACUGAAAAGCAUAUCUGAAUCUGAAUCAGAAGAGUCAUGAUAUAUACCUGCGAAAGUGUUUAAAGUGCCAAAAGACUGGUCUAUGGUUUUGAAAAAUUUAUUUGAGGGUAAUUGAAAAAGUAUCAUGCAACUCAUAGGAGCUCUUCUUUAUCUCACAAUAAUGUUUAGAAUUGCCUAAAAUGGGAAAAUUUGAUUUUCCUCAUUUUUAGUAUCCACAUGUGUGGCUCAAACGUUGUUACUUUUGGAUGGAAACGUCCAUUUACUAUUUUUGUCCAAAUUGUCAGGCAAUUUCUUGGAUACUGUCAUACAGUGCUGAAGUGGUAAAAUUGUAAGGC